Messenger RNA from Lathyrus sativus (Indian pea), 240 nucleotides. The record is from the annotation of a GenBank genome assembly. NCBI's taxonomy places the organism in Eukaryota, Viridiplantae, Streptophyta, Magnoliopsida, Fabales, Fabaceae.
AUGACUUCCGCUAGUAGUAAAUUCUUCACCAUCCUCAUGUUCAUCUGCCUAGCCCUUCUACUUUUUUCCACUUCGGAGGUGGAAGCAAAAGUGUGCCAAAAGAGAAGUAAAACAUGGUCAGGGUUUUGUGCUAAUUCAGGAAACUGUAAAAGACAGUGCAUCGAUGUGGAGAGUGCAACUUUCGGUGCUUGUCACCGUCAAGGGAUUGGUUUGGCUUGCUUCUGCUAUUUCAAAUGCUGA